Messenger RNA from Parasteatoda tepidariorum (common house spider), 3874 nucleotides. RefSeq names its product zonadhesin. Lineage: Eukaryota; Metazoa; Arthropoda; Arachnida; Araneae; Theridiidae. The record is from RefSeq and is a predicted model, not a curated record.
AAAUUUCACUUUACUCUGCAAUAUUUUGAAUCGCAAUGAAGUCUAGACUGAGAAUUGAAAUUAUUCGCUUUUGUAAGUGGUGAAGAGUGUGUUAGUCCAAUGGUCUUCAUACAUUAACAAUUUUAUUCAAGAAUUGGAAUGAGGGUAACUUUAGCAACUUUUUUGUUGAUUAGUCUGGAAUUUUUGUGCCACAGAGGAAAAGCACAAUCAAAUCAAUGUAAGGAAAAUGAAGAAUAUCAGGAAUGUGCAAGUGGUUGCCCUUUGACUUGCCAAAAUUAUAGAGAGCCUUUCUUCUGUACUGUCCAAUGCAAAAGUGGAUGUUUUUGCAGGUCUGGAUACGUCAAAGGACCUGGUGACAAAUGCAUUAGGCCAUCUGAGUGCCCAAUAGGUCCUUGCAAAGACGGCGAAGUCGAAUCAACUUGUAUUAAUCCUUGUAAUAACUGUAUACAAAAGGGAAAAUGUUAUUUUGAAUACUGUAUAAAAGGAUGUGACUGCAGACCAGGUUAUUACAGAAAUUCUACAGGUACAUGUGUGAUAGCCGACAAAUGUGGAUCAGAAACUCAUUUAUGUCCUCCACAUGAACAUUACACAGACUGUGUAAGUUCUUGUAAUGAUUGCUGGUUUAAGGGACAUUGUCAUGCAGAUGAGUCUUGGUGUUCACCUGGAUGUGAAUGCAAUCCAGGAUAUUUCCGAGAUGACUAUGGUACUUGCAUACCUGAAAAUCGUUGUGGCCAUCACGAUGAAUGUGGUGCGAAUGAGGUUCUCACGCAUUGUGUUAAUUCUUGCAACGACUGUGAACAUAAAGGAUACUGUGAUCACCAUGAAUGUCAAUAUGGAUGCGAUUGUAAACCAGGAUUUUUCAGAAAUCAUGAGGGUCAUUGUAUUUCGGAAUCUGAAUGUGCUGCUAUAAUGUGCGGACAUUAUGAAGAAUACAGUGAAUGUGGUUCAGCUUGCCCUAUCAGCUGCGAUAGUUAUAAUAAAGAAAUUUCUUGUAUACAACAUUGUGUAAAAGGAUGUUUUUGCACUAGAGGUUAUAUUAGAGGACCUAAUGGAACAUGUAUAAGACCAACUGAAUGUCCAAGAGUAUGUGGGGAGUAUGAAGAAUACAGCGAAUGCGGCACAUCUUGUCCUCUUCAUUGUUCAAAUAUUACUACUUCUUCAUCAACUCCUUGUUCUACUAUUUGUGUAAAGGGAUGUUUCUGUAAGGCAGGUUACGUGAGAGGUCCGAAUGGAAAAUGCAUCUUACAAAGCGCGUGCCCACUAAAUUGCGGAGAAUACGAAGAAUACAGAGAAUGUGGACCAGGUUGUAUCGCUACUUGUGAAAAUAGAGCUCAUCUUGGAGACUGUUCACUCUCAUGUACAAAAGGAUGUUUUUGCACGUCUGGUUACAUUCGGGGACCUAGUGGAAAAUGCAUUUUACCUGAAACUUGCCCUCCAGUGUGUGGAAGAAAUGAAGAAUAUCAAGACUGUGGAUCAGCAUGCCCAGCAAAUUGCACAAAUUCAAAUCCAAAAUGCAGAGAAGUAUGCGUCAGAGGAUGCUUUUGCAAGCCUGGUUACAUAAGAGAUCCAUAUGGCAUAUGUGUCUUACCGACAAACUGUCCUCUUCUUUGUGAUGAAAAGGAAAUAUUUAUGUCCUGUGGUCCUCGUUGUGAGCCAUCAUGUGACGCCAUUCAUCGUAAUCCAGCUCUUUGUCCUGGUUGCCAAAAAGGAUGUUUUUGCAAACCAGGUUUUGUUAGAGGUCCCGACGGAAAAUGCCUUUUACCGAUAUCUUGCCCAGCAGCAUGUGGUGAAAAUGAAGAAUUCAACUCUUGUGGUUCGGCAUGUCCAGCUAAUUGUAGAAAUCGCUAUCCAAACUGUUCAAAGACAUGUGUUCAAGGAUGUUUCUGCAAGCCAGGGUUCAUUAGAAGCUCUAAUAAUUCAUGCAUUUUGCCAGCAUCAUGCCCUAUAGAGUGUUAUGACUAUGAAGAAUUCAAAGAAUGUGGUUCUUCGUGUCCUUCCACUUGUACUGACAGAAAUCCUACUUGUACAUCACAGUGUGUAAGAGGAUGUUUCUGCAAAGCUGGUUACAUUAAAGAUUCGAAUGGAAAAUGUGUAUUGCCUUCUCAAUGCCCACAAACAUGUCCAGAAAAUGAAACUUAUCGACUCUGUGGCACAAGCUGUCCCAUUACUUGCCAUAACAUUGGAAAAUCAGUUUCUUGUCGGCAACAUUGCGUCAGAGGAUGUUUUUGCAAUGAUGGAUACGUCAGAGGUCCGAACGGUACUUGCAUAACACCUGAAUUGUGCCCAAUGAGAUGUGAACAUAAUGAAGUGCUGAAAGAAUGUGGUACAGCAUGCCAGCUCACUUGUGCAAAUCAUACAAAUCCUGGGCCCUGUGCAGCCCCUUGUGUCAGAGGAUGCUUUUGUAAACGUGGUUAUGUACGAAAUGUAAAGGGGAAAUGCAUUUCAUCAAAUCACUGCCCUACACGAUGUAAAGAAUACGAGGUUUUCACAUGUAGCGUUCGAUCUUGUGAAGCAACAUGUGAUGACGAUGAUGACUUUUCUCGCCCUUGUACAGAUAGAUGCACCAAUGGGUGUUAUUGUAGGACAGGUUUUCUAAGAGCACCAGAUGGAAAUUGUGUACAACGAAGCAGGUGCCCAAGAGAAAUAAAUUUUGAUGGUCGUAACAAAGGAGAGGAAGAAGGAAAUGAUACUGAUGCAUUAUCUUCAAAUCGGGAUGAAACAAAAUCUUCAUUAACGUCAAAAGCUCCAUUAAUAAUGGAAGACACUUUAACAAAAGGGCCAGGAGCAAAGGAGCCCUUAAUAACAGAUGUGCCAUCAAUAACAAAAGCUCCACCAACUAAAGAUAUAUUAACAACAAUAGCUCCAUUACCAAAAGCUUUAUUAACAACUAAAGUUAAUUUGGAUCUAUUAACAAAACUUGAUGAAGCACUACCAGUUCUCCCUGUAUCUCUUCCAAUUGUUGAUACACUACUAGAUGAAGAGGUUUCUACCCCUGCAAAUGCUGGACAGGCUUCUUUGUCAACUGCUUUGAGUUCUAUCAGUGCAACAAAGGAAACUUCUCAAUUGUCAAUAACAGAAAAACCAACAAUGGCUGUGACAACCAAUUUGCCACAAAAAUCCUCAGAUAAUCCAACCAUAGCUAUGGAACCAAUGACUUCUCAAACACCGAUUCAAAGCUUAAGCUCUUCAAAACAAACAAGUUUGGCUAGUACAGAACUUAAAAGCUCAACUCUACCCAUGAGUGUGGAUUCAACUUCAUCUGCAAUGAUUGGCACCACUGUGUAGUAUCGCUCAUAAAUAUAAAUUUCAACCAUCUGGUUUACACAAAUAUGAGUACUACAUAUAACUACGUCUAUUGUUUCAAAGUUUUAGUUCCUGAACUUCAAAAAUAUGUUUAUUAACUUAAAUAAUUUUGAGAUCAAGUAUUGCUGAGUUAACCGAAAACUGUUUAUCAAUCAAAAUUGAAAAGUUCACCGAAAGAAAGCUAGCUAAUUUAUUGUAAUAUGAAAUACUUUGAAUUGUAAGGAUAUUUUUAAAAUAUAAUAUUCCUUAUAUUUUACUGAGAAAUAAUAUAGAACAGGUUUUAAUAUUACAAAGCAGCAAGUUUGGAAGUAUCUCUUUGCCGUUCAAAGUAUUUCAUUUUGUAACAUAAAAUAAAAAUUUGUGUUUUUUUUAAAAAAUUGUUUUAAACAAUCUUAAGGCAUUUUGAUAGGUUAAAGUAGUAAUUCAGUUUUUUUUAUCAACCUCAAGGCUUUUUCUCAAGCUAUGAAUUUCUAAUAGCUAUUUCAUAUGUCUGUGUUUUUAAUAAAAAGGCAAAUAUGUAGUUUGGUAUUGAUGUAAAUAAAUGAUUUCAAGCAAUUAUAAAUACAGCUAA